UCCCCUUAAAAUAUUUGUUUUGUGAAAACGGUAAUGGAAUUCCCGCCUCUCUACCUAGAUUUGUCUUCCUUGGACCUAUAAAUACCUACGAAGUCGAAAGACGAUGACGCACAUUUCAAUCCACUGGUUUCGCAAGGCACUUCGCCUCCAGGAUAAUCCUGCCCUACUAGCAGCAAUGAAGGACUGUUCAGAGGUCUACCCUAUCUUUAUUCUUGACCCCUGGUUCCCAAAGAAUAUGCGGGUCAGCGUCAACCGCUGGAGGUUUCUGGUUGAAUCUCUAAGUGAUCUGGAUGAGAACCUCAAGAAACUGAACUCCAGGCUGUUUGUAGUUCGUGGUCGCCCUGCAGAGGUAUUCCCCAGACUCUUUAAGAAAUGGAAGGUCACACGGCUUACGUUUGAAGUAGACACGGAACCCUAUGCGAGGCAGCGAGAUGCUGAGGUGGUGACAUUGGCAGAUGAACAUGGCGUCCAAGUUAUUCAGAAGGUGUCCCACACUUUGUAUGACACCGAAAGAAUAAUUAUUGAGAACAAUGGUAGAGCACCUUUGACUUACACACGGCUGCAGACACUCUUGACUUCUCUGGGCCCCCCAAAAAAACCAGUUCCAGCUCCCAGUCUGGAAAACUUGAAGGAUUGCAACACACCUGUCAAAGAAGACCAUGGUAUGGAGUAUGGCAUCCCUUCUUUCGAGGAGCUGGGGCAGGAUCCAACGAAGGCUGGGCCCCACCUUUACCCAGGAGGAGAAUCGGAGGCACUUGCUAGGCUUGAUUUAUAUAUGAAGAGAACGUCAUGGGUAUGUAACUUCAGGAAGCCUGACACAUCCCCCAAUUCCUUGACUCCCAGUACCACAGUGCUCAGCCCGUAUGUCAAGUUUGGGUGCCUGUCUGUCCGGACAUUCUGGUGGAAGCUGACUGAAAUCUACCAGGGGAGAAAACACUCUGACCCACCGGUCUCUUUGCACGGCCAGCUUCUAUGGAGGGAAUUUUUCUAUACAGCAGGAGCUGGGAUUCCCAAUUUCAACAAGAUGGAGGGCAAUCCAGUUUGUGUGCAAGUGGACUGGGAUGAUAACAAGGAGUAUCUUAAAGCAUGGCGUGAGGGUCGGACAGGUUACCCCUUUAUAGAUGCCAUCAUGACGCAGCUACGCACAGAGGGCUGGAUUCACCACUUAGCACGGCAUGCUGUGGCUUGUUUCCUGACACGAGGAGACCUCUGGAUAUCCUGGGAGGAAGGGCAAAAGGUCUUUGAAGAAUUGCUGCUUGAUGCUGAUUGGUCCUUAAAUGCUGGUAACUGGCAGUGGCUUUCUGCAAGUGCCUUUUUCCACCAGUUCUUCCGUGUCUACUCACCAGUGGCCUUUGGCAAGAAGACUGACAAAAAUGGAGAAUAUAUAAAAAAGUACCUGCCCUUCCUCCAAAAGUUUCCAAGUGACUACAUUUAUGAGCCUUGGAAGGCGCCACGCAGCAUGCAGGAACGUGCCGGGUGCAUCAUUGGCAAAGACUACCCCAAGCCCAUUGUUGUGCACGAAGAGGCCCGCAAGAGGAAUCUUGAACGGAUGAAGGCCGCAUAUGCACGACGGUCACCAGACGUAGCUGCCCAAGCACAGGAUAAAACCAGUAAGGAAGGUGCUAACCAGAAGCGACCCAUGGCUUCCUCAAAAGCUGAAGUUCAGACAAAGAAAGUGAAGACAAAAAGAAGCUGAAAGUGGAACAU
Molecule: messenger RNA, 1707 nt
Organism: Elgaria multicarinata webbii
Lineage: Eukaryota; Metazoa; Chordata; Lepidosauria; Squamata; Anguidae
Product: cryptochrome-1-like
Exons: 10
Coding region: 104-1696 (530 amino acids)
Biological process (GO): entrainment of circadian clock by photoperiod; circadian regulation of gene expression
Cellular component (GO): nucleus; cytoplasm
Molecular function (GO): FAD binding; DNA binding; deoxyribodipyrimidine photo-lyase activity
Source: RefSeq, a predicted model, not a curated record